This is a messenger RNA of Schistocerca piceifrons (Central American locust), 552 nucleotides long. Its product is annotated as protein enabled homolog. Bases 1 to 552 code for a protein of 183 amino acids. The transcript has 3 exons. NCBI's taxonomy places the organism in Eukaryota, Metazoa, Arthropoda, Insecta, Orthoptera, Acrididae. The record is from RefSeq and is a predicted model, not a curated record.
AUGAAGCGAGCAUCUAGCACCAGCGACUGUGACACUGGCAGCAGCAGCAGCAGCAGCAGCAGCAGCAAACGGUCUCGUGUGGACGAGUUCCAUUACGUGCCGUCGCCGCUGCCAGUCCGGUCACCUGCUCUGGACAGACGCCUCCCGCCGCCGCCGCCGCCGCCGCCGCCGCGGCCAUGUUCCUCCGCGGUGCCAGAACCGAUGGACGCUGAGGCUGCCGUCACGCCGCCGCCGCACAUGGAGGUCGUUGCUCCGCCUCCUCAUCCGAGCAUACCCAGUAGCAGCGCGCGGCCUGGGCAGGUUUCCCACGGAGCGUUCUCCUCGCCCCCCUCGCGAGCAAUUCGGGCCACCGCCAUCUGUCCGUCCGUCGGCCCGUCCAUCUGCCGCCGCCGCCGCCCGGUGCUAGCCGCCGCCAGCCAAGGAUACUGGGCCACCCCAUUUGCCGUCGUUGUCCAGCCGCUGCCCGGAGGGAUUCGCCGGGCCGCCUUCGCCGCCUGCCAGAGGGUCUGCCACCCUGCCCUGGUCGAGGUGCCGCUGCCCCCAUUUUGCUGA